Molecule: messenger RNA, 6565 nt
Organism: Closterium sp. NIES-67
Lineage: Eukaryota; Viridiplantae; Streptophyta; Zygnematophyceae; Desmidiales; Closteriaceae
Source: the annotation of a GenBank genome assembly
AUCCAUCCCAUCCCAUCCCAUCCCAUCCCAUCCCAUCCCAUCCCAUCCAUCCCAUCCCCCAUCCCAUCUCUCUCUUGGCGUCCACUCCACUGGCACAACCAAGCGAGCGCCCUGGCAAUUCAAUCCAACUGCACUUUCUGCCGAAGGUUCACUGUCCGUGACUGUCACUUGUCUAGCAGUGCUGCUGCUGCAACGGCCGGCAUUGAAUGCGGUGGAGGACUGUGUCAGUGCAUCGUGGGUUGGGGUGCUGUGUGCACUGUGUUACAAUUUGUUAAAAGCCUGGGCGGUAGGUUUUGGCAGAUAUCUUCCGUCGCUUUUCUCCACUGGAAAACUCAUUCGCAGGGACUUAUCUGGGGACACAAAUGCACAUGUGUAGUUUGCAGCAGCAUUUCGGCCCAAGCAGCAGCCAUCUCUGAGAUCAUCAUGGUCCAAGUAGGGAGUGAGCGGAACGAGACGGAGCAGCAUAAGACUGCAACUUUUUGAAGCAGAUGACAAGAGUGAGCACAGCUAAGUAAGAGUGAGAAGCAGCAUAUGACCUCGCAGAACUCGUGACGAGUGGGCAGAACGAGCGUGAGCAAGAGUGACGAGUAUGAGAGUGAGGAGAACAAGCCAGGAGCGAGCAGGAGAAGAGUAAGGUGAACGAGAGCGAGUAAGGGCCAGUUAAGUGUCUGAAGAGCGUCAGCAUCAGCAGCAGCAGUGAUUCGCCAACGCCACUGGCGGCGAAGCCUGCUGGAGUGACAGCAGCAGCGGCGUGGAGGCAGCAGCAGCAGUGGUGGUGGAGGCGCAGGCGGCGGCAACAGCAGCAGCAGCAGCAAACACAGCAGCAGCAGCCACAGCAGCAGUGAUAUUCACAGGCGACCCAAUCGACGGCUUGGAACACCUGCGUUGUUACCAGCAACAGCCGCAGCCUCUGCAGCAGCAACAGCACCAGCACUAUCAGUGCCAAGCAGCAGCGAUAUCACCUUCACACAUGGCCGAGCAGCAUAAGCCCUCAUUCACGGCGCACAACUAUACUUCAGCUCAUGUGACGCCUUCCGGAAGAGAUUCAAGCGUAAUGGGUGAUGAUGACACCCUCAGAUCUCCCUCACCCCAGCUGCAUCAUCACCAUCCCAUGAGUCAUUACUCUGAGGCGCCUAUUACCGAGCGAUGUCUUAUGAGUCAUGCUAUUGACACGGCAUCGAGAGCUAACAGGAGUGUGACUCUUGGCACGCUAACAAACCCCAUGAGUCACCCAGUGGGUGAUGCACCGCUCCAGCAAACGUACGCUCCGCUCCCUAUGCAAAGUGAUACGAGCACUAUUAGUGGUCCUCCACAUCAGCACCACCAUGCUAUGUUUGGAAGUCAUGAGGACGCGUUCAGAUGGAAGAAGGCGUCGCACAAGCGAAUCCGGGGACCGCAGGUGAAAAGCCCCACGUUCUCAGCCCCACGUUCUCGGCCCCACGUUCUCAACCCCACGUUCUCAGCCCCACGUUCUCAGCCCCACCUUCUCGGCCCCACGUUCUCAACCCCACGUUCUCUGGCCCACGCUCUCGGCCCCACGUUCCCAGCCCCACGUUCUCCGCCCCACAUUCUCGGCCCCACGUUCUCGGCCCCACGUUCUCGGCCCCACGUUCUCGGCCCCACGUUCUCGGCUCCAUGUUCUCAUCCCCACAUUCUCGGCGCCACAUUCUCAGCCCAUAAUUUCACUCGCUCUUGCUCUCUCUCACUCUAUCGCCCUCUACCUCACUUGCUCUUCUGCCAUGAGCCAUCACCUACAGCCAUCACCUACAGCCAUCACCUACAGCCAUCACCUACAGCCAUCACCUUCUCAGAUCCACCCAUAGGAAAGGAGAUGUCCCCACACAAAUUCUUCUCUACUCUCUCGUACCUAGCUUGCUCUCCUAUCAUCAUCUAUCUGCAGCCAUCUCGUUCCCAGCCCCACCCAGAGCAAAAAAAUAUACUCAAUACUUCCUCUCCAGUCCCUCUUGCCCUCUGGCGCUUUUGCUAUUCUUUCAUGGGCCUUCACGUAUCUGCAGCCAUGAAGCUCUCAGAUAUUGACACUGCUGUGGGCAACAUUAACGUCACAAACCCGAAACCCAGCAGCUGCUUUUGAUGGGGCUCAAACGAGGGUCCAUGUUUUCAUUUUGACUGUUUGGAGGCAGUUGCUGUCGCUCUCUAGGCCCAGCCGUCCUUAACUCUCAGCCUUUUCUGAUGUGUUGAGUCGUCUCCCCCCAAACCCCGGCCUCAGAGAGUGUUGCUCAUUGUGUGUGCGAGCAAGCAAUCAACUAGCUUCUCUCCAAGGAAGGAGGCCAAAAACCUGUUCAAACCCAUACCUCCUUCCCCUCCCUCCUCCUUUUCACCCCCUUCCCCCUCGCUGCAGGCUGUACUUCGUGUGUGCGAGUAAGCAGUCAACAGGCUGCCCUGCCAGGAAGGUGGAGGACCGCGUUGCAGGGGAGGCCAGGCCCCGCCGCCCCUACCUAAGAGGCGGAGCCUCAAAAGCUGUUGCAGGAAGGGGCAGAGCUCGCAGGGGUGAGAUAGGAGAGGGGGCGGGUUUGGUUGCAGUAGACAGUGCAGCGACUGCAGGCAGGGGUGAGAGUGGAGAGGCAGCAGUGGCGACUACUGGCGAGGAGGGGGUGGUAGGGAGCUCUGGCUUGGCAGCAGAUGCCGCCGCUGCCGCCACCACAGCAGCAGCAGCAGCAGCAGCAGCAGGACGUGCGUUGGGACGUCCAGAGGAAGAGAACCCUGGGGUGCGGAGGACUGAGAUGCGUGUGGUGGUGCGCGUGAUGUACCGCGGUGCACAUAACCAUCCCCCACCACCUCUGAAAGCUUUGCAGGAGCGGGCUGUUAUUUCUCCUGAUACAAGUCCCCCUCAUGCUUCUAAACCCCCUACAGCCACAACCUUCCGUACUGGCGCGACGUUCACUAGUGAUAUAAUUCUUCCUGCUGCUACAGCAUUCCCUCCAGCUACAGCUCCACAUCCUGCUACAACCUUCCCUACUGCUCCCCUCCCUGCUUCCACCUUCCCUACUGCCACAACGUUUGAUAGUGCAACAAGCUUUUCUGCUGCUGCAACCUGCAUUCCUGCUACAACCUUUGGUACUGCCACGACGUUUUCUACUGCUACAUCCUUCCCUAUUGCUACAACCUUCCCUCCUGCUACCGCCUUCCUGCCUGCUACAACAUGUAUUCCUGCUGCAACAUUUCCUCGUGCUACAACCUCCCAGUCACCUCCACGCUCUCACUCACCAGCAUCCUGCACAGAAGCUGCAGGCCCCCCAAUUUUUUCUCAGAGUGGAUCCUUCCAGGUGCCUUCCUUCCCUGCACAUAUCGGCAUGGGUACAGCUCCCUAUUUCAACCCUCAGACUCCACCUCAACCUUCUCCUUCUCCUCCCCUUCCUCCUCCUCCUCAACCUUCUCCUUCUCCUCCCCUUCCACCUCCUCCUCCUCCCUCUCCUUCUCCUUCCCUUCCUCCUCCUCCUCCUCCUCCUCAUCCUCCUCCUCCUCCUCCUCCUCCUCCUCCUCCUCCUCCUCCUCCUCCUCCUCCUCCUCCUCCUCCUCCUCCUCCUCCUCCUCCUUUUCCUUCUCCUCCCCUUCCUCCUCCUCAUCCUUCUCCUCAUCCUUGUCCUUCUCCUCCCCUUCCACCUUCCCCCCCUCCUUCCACAACCUUCCUUCCGCAUCCUCCUCCCCUCCCCAAACCUUCAUCCAUCAAUCCAUCAAUACCCACCACUACUUUCCCUCCGGCCGACAAGCCUCCUCAACAUGUGCCGUUUCAAGCACACCCCUCCAUGGCAGUUUCUUGUCAACCAGAGCUCACACAUGGAACUCCUGCUUCUGCCCCUUCUACAUCUGGGCUUACCUCCAGCCUCAUUCCUACUUCUGCUCCUACUACACCUGGCUUCAACUCCAGCCUCAUUCAAGAUUUUUCUCCUGCUACAGCUGCCUUUGCCUCCAGUUUCUCUCCUGCUUCUGCUUCUACAGCUAAAUUUAGCUCCAGCCUCGCUCUUGCUGACCUCCCUUCCUCGCCUCUGCCCCAUUAUCGCCCACCCAGCUAUUAUCCACCUCUGCUUCACCCACCAGAGGCAUCAGCAGACGCGGAAGCAGCGGCAGCAGCACUGGCAGAAGCGGAAGUAUCAGCAGGGGAUCCAACAGCCAGUCUCAUUAUGCCAAUGGUACGAAAAACCAGUCAUAUUGAUUCGUGCCCAAUUGCUGGCUCGAGUGCUGGUAACCCCGGAGGAAAAGCUACACUUGCUGCAGCAGUAUCCGAUUCAUUUCCCAAGUGUGAUGAAAGCAGGCUACGUUUUGACGAGCAUGUCAUUAGAAUCAAGCUAGAGCAGUGGCAGCUAGAGCAGCAGGUGCAACAGUUGCAGCUAGAGAUGAAGCAGGAACGGUGGAAAGGCAAUUUCCAGCCACAGCAAAGGUGCAAUGGUCGGCAGGACCAACUAAAGCAGCAGCUAAUUGAGCAGAUGAAACAGCAGCAGCAGCUACAUUGCCAGGAGCAACAACAGAUGUGGCAGCUGGAGCACCACCAGAAGCAGCAGCAGCAGCAGCAGCAGCAUCAGAAGCAGCCGCAACAGACGCAAGAUCAGCAACAUCAACCGCAGCAGCAGCCUCAGCAGCACCAACAGUGGCAGAAACGACACCAUCAGCAAGAGAAGCAGCAGCAGCAGCAACAACAGCAAGGUCAGCUGCAGCAGAAACAACAACAGCAACAACAAGAACAGCAGCAGCAGCAGCAGCAGCAGCAGCAGCAGCAAUAUCAACAUCAACAGCAGCAGCACCCUCAGCAGCGACAACAGUGGCAGCAACAACACCAUCAGCAAGAGAAGCAGCAGCAGCAGCAGCAACAGCAACAGCAACAGCAACUGCAGCAGCAGCAACAACAGCAGCAGCAACACCAACACCAACACCAACAACAGCAGCAGCAGCAACAGAAACAUCAACAGCUGCACCAACAACAGUGGCAGCAACGAGACCGUCAGCAUGAGAAGCAGCAGCAGCAGAAGCAGCAGCAGCAGCAGCAGCAGCAGCAGCAGCAGCAGCAGCAGCAGCAGCAGCAGCAGCAGCAGCAGCAGCAGCAACAACAACAACAACAACAACAACAACAACAACAACAACAACAACAACAACAACAACAACAACAACAACAACAGUGGCGGCAGCAACAGCAACAGCAGCACCAGCACCAGCAACAACAACAUCAGCAUCAGCAGCCUCAGAAGCAACAGCAGAAGUACCAGCAGCAAAAGCACCAGCUGCACCAUCAGCAACAGCAGCAGCAGCAUUGGCAGCAGCAGCAAUAUCAGCAGCAGAAGCUACAGCAGAUACAGCAGCAACAGCAGCAACAACAGCAGGAGCAGCAGCAGAAACAGCAGCAUCAGGAACAGCAACAACAGCUGCAGCAGCGGCAGCAAUGGCAGCAGCUGCAGCAGCAGCAACAGCAGCAGGUCCUCUCAAAUCUUCUCUGCACAGAGCAGCUCAUUCCCCAAGCUGGCCUAAACGCCCCUGCUGAUGCUGCUGUUGAUGUUACACGUGUCUCUGCGACUGUCGUGCACCUUCCUACGGCUGUAGUACAAGUUCCUAAGGCCGUGGCAGAGGUCCCAAUGGCUGUAGCACCAAUUCAUAUGGCUGUAGCACAUGUUCCUACAGUCAUGGAAGACGUCCCAAGGGCUGUAGCACCAAUUCAUACGGCUGUAGCACAUGUUCCAACAGCUGUGUCAGACGUCCCAAGGGCUGUAGCACAAGUUUUUAUAGCUGUGGGACAUGCUACGUUCACUACACUUGGCACUCGUGUGAACGAAUCACCUGAUGGUGUUUCUGUUUCAGCAUGUGAUGCAGAGGUGUUGCAGCAGGGGGGAGCAUGGGAGCAGCAGGCAGUGAGUCAAUGGGAGGGAGAUGCUCGCCUAGAUUCCCCCCAGGAUUACCCACAGCAUUCUGAGCAACAGCAAUAGCCGCAACAACGGCAUGCGCUGCGAUGAACAGCUUGCCCCCACACGCCUUAGUGACCUCAGGCUACCUGUACUCACCACAAGCAACUUCAACAGUGCCGGCAGUGCCUUGACCAACCCCAACGCAGCUACGUCAGACAGUAGAACCAGCAACGUGUCAACUUACUGUGGCAGCACGAGCAACAACCUUCCAUACAUUCCUAUGACUGACCGAGACAGCAGCAUCAGCAGCAGCGGUCCUAGUCUAAGCGGCACAAACAGCAGCUUCAUGGAGCCAUGGCAGCAUCAAGGCAUGGUGGACAACAGGGAGCAGCAGGACGCGCCAAGGUUGCAGCCCUCUGGGGCUGCAUGUCUGGAAGAGCUUUAUCUGCCCCCAACUGACAUCACCACAUGCCAGGCUAUAAUGAGCGGUUAUGACGAAUCAGAUGUGGUUCCACUAGGUAUGCACGGAAAUGCGAAUUGGUGUGAUGACUUGGAUGUGAUUAUGCUUGAAUGUGCAAGGGAGGUGCUGCUUAGUAAUGAGAGGAUUUUGUGAUGAUCAAGUCUCGUCUCUGAAUGCUGUUUGGUGAUUGUUGAAGCUCUGUCAACAUUUUAUAAUGACGCGGAUGUAGACAUGCCAUAUGGCGAAUUUGUCAAGUAUU